Molecule: messenger RNA, 2395 nt
Organism: Phragmites australis (common reed)
Lineage: Eukaryota; Viridiplantae; Streptophyta; Magnoliopsida; Poales; Poaceae
Product: condensin complex subunit 2-like
Exons: 13
Coding region: 195-2240 (681 amino acids)
Biological process (GO): mitotic chromosome condensation
Cellular component (GO): condensin complex
Molecular function (GO): chromatin binding
Source: RefSeq, a predicted model, not a curated record
UACUCGACCUUAGGCAGCGAAGUCCAACUCAGGCCCCAGAAAUCCGUACGUUAGAUCCCCCGCUCUCCGAACGACCUCGCCGAAAUUUUUUGAAAAUCACGGCCGGGAAGGCAGACGGAACGCCCAAAAAGUUUCCCCACGCGAAAUCGAACCCCUCGAAUCCCCACCCGCUCCGCCGCCGUCUACCGCCCGAGAUGCCGGCGAAGGACGCCUCCGCCCCCGCCCCCGCGCCGGGGCGCACCCCGCCGCCCUCCCGCGGGGCGGCUGUCGGCUCGCGGGUGCUGCUUCAGUCGCCGCCGCCGGCCUUCCCGCUCGGCUCCAACGACGACCAGCUCGAGCGCGCCCGCGCCCGCGCCGCGGCGCGCGCGGCCUCCGUCCGACGUCGCUCUCUCGCCGCCUCGCUUGCUCCUCCUUCCUCGGCUCUGCACCACAACCUCCUCAACCGCGACCAGGUCAUGGACCUCUUCCACAACUGCAUCAAGCUCGCCUCAGAGAACAAAAUCAACCAGAAGAACACGUGGGAGCUGGGGCUCAUCGACCAUCUCAGCGAGAUCAUCCAGGCGGGGGAGGAGGACGACGAGACCAACUUCCAGAAGGCUAGCUGCACGCUGGAAGCGGGGGUGAAGAUCUACUCGCUGCGCGUGGAUUCGGUGCACUCCGAGGCCUACAAGGUGCUUGGCGGGAUCAAUCGCGCCGGAAGGGGCGAAGAUGCUGAUUUGGAAGAAGGUGGCAAUGCAGAAGCUGCACAAGAAGACAUCAGUAAAAAGGAUGCUGAUAGGAGGAUUUCACCUGCUUCAACGUUGGAGUCCUCAUUCGAAGCCCUUAAUGUAAAGAAGUUUGAUGUUGCUUUCACGGUGGAUCCUCUAUACCAUCAAACUACGGCUCAGUUUGAUGAAGGUGGGGCGAAGGGUCUCUUGUUGUAUAACCUUGGAGUAUACGGCAGUUGCCGUGUUGUGUUUGAUUCAUUUGAAGCACCGGAUAAGUGCAUCUUAAGUGAUAUGCAAACUGAGAAAGCUGAGGUGAUUGAUCUUUCAUUUGCUAAAGAGCAAAUUGAGGAAAUGGUCAGUCAAAUGCCUCUAUGCAAUGAUAUCUCUCCUACUCUGAGGGACAUUGUGGCUCAGUUUGAUGAAGAAAACCAAAGGCCAUCACAUGGAGUAUCUUCUGGGCAAAUGCCAAUAAUGGAAGAUCAGUUGGCUGACGGUAACGGUGCAGACAAUAAUGAUAACGUACUGCCAGAUUCUGGAACUUGGGAUUUUGGUGGUUGCGAUGACCAUGAGGAUGCAUACGAUGAAGAUUGCAACCCGAUGGGUUCCAACUCAAAAAACUAUCAAGAGGAAUUUGAUGAAUACACUGUUGAGAUUCCUCAGGGUCCUGUUAUAGAUGAAAGGCUUGACAAAAUUGCAGAUCUCUUGUUGCUUGGCAUGGGCACUUCGAAAACAAAUGCUUGGGCAGGACCUGAGCAUUGGAAAUAUCGGAAAGCUAAAGAUUUGGAGGCUGCCCCAACGUCAUCUGGUGAGUCAGAAAUAACAAAUAAGAUGAUGAAGAAAAAAGCCAAGGAUGGACCUGAUAUUGAUUUCACAAAAGCAUUGGAACAUGAGCUUCCAAAUAUCUUCGCACCUCCCAAGAAUCCGAAGUCAUUGCUGCUGUCUACAAAUAAGGCUAUCUGCAGCAAUAAACUUCCAGAGGAUUGCCAUUAUCAGCCCGAAAGCCUUGUUAAAUUAUUUCUUCUUCCAGAUGUUAUGUGUCUUGCUCGGAGAAGAAGAAAACCACUCGACGAUCCAGUGGAGAACAAUGAUGAAUUUACCCCAUCUGGACCUUGGGAUGAUGAUAACUUUUGCACCGAUCAUGUUGAUGAAGGACAUGCUUGUAGUGAUGUAGAGGAGCCAGUAAAUCUUAUCAAUAAACCGAGACAGGUCAACAAGAUUGAUAUACAAUAUGACAAGGUAUCAAAACAAGUGGAUGUUCAUGCCUUAAAAGAAGUGCUCUGGAAUCACAUCCAUACAUCUGCUGAGACCGAUUUUCAGCAGGAAAGAGAGGUAGCGGAGCCAUCGCUGCGCCUUUCUCAGGUGCUCCGUGAUCUUCCAAGCAGCAACCCAGAUGCUGCAGCAACGGAAAUCUCACCACACCUAUAUUUCAUUUGCCUCUUGCAUUUGGCAAAUGAACAGUCUUUGACGCUACGGGAUCGCCCAACAUUGGAUGAAAUUGACAUAUACAUUCCGACUUCACCGCUUGUGAAGUAACCAUGCCCCAGCUCAAUGUGUUCUACGUAGUUUUGUUAUGGGGUCAUCCUAGUUAGGCAAAUCACCGUAUAAUAUUAGAUGCUUUUGCAUUGCAUCAUGUAAUAAUAUUGUUAUGAUGGUGAUUGUAUUUUAUUUGGUGUCAUCUGACCGAAAAA